AUGGGGGAUCUCCCUUCGUUAAGAGUUUCCAAAUUAAAGGCAUUUUCCUGCGUCGGUUUGGAUUAUGCCGGUCCAUUUAAGAUCACGAUGGGUAAAUAUAGAGGCGCCAAAAGUUAUAAGGGUUAUAUAUGCAUUUUUGUUUGUUUCGCGACAAAGUGUAUCCAUCUUGAAUUAUCGUCAGAUUUAACAAGCGAAACGUUCAUAGCUUCACUCAGGCGCUUCAUUGCACGUCGAGGUAGAUGCUCUGUCAUUCACUGCGACUGCGGAACAAACUUCGUAGGAGCUAACCGUCAAAUUCUGCAACUAUUUCAGCAAGCCGCCGAAACCGAGAAUAUUGAGUUUAGGUUUCACCCUCCCGGUUCGCCUCAUUUCUCUGGCCUCGCUGAAGCUGGAGAUAAAUCGGUAAAGACUCAUCUUUACAGAACUAUUGGAGAGCAAAUAUUAACCUAUGAAGAGUUCUACACGCUGUUAACGCAAAUAGAAGCUGUUUUGAAUUCUCGACCGCUCUAUCCCGCCAGUAAUGAUCCCAAUGACAUUUCAGCUUUGACUCCUGGUCACUUCCUUACUUUAGAGCCCUUGAGUUGCCUACCUGAACCUGACCUCUCUCAUCUUAAGUUGAGUACCUUGAAUAGAUGGCAAUUGUUACAACGACUUCAUACGCAAUUUUGGAGCCGUUGGCGUAAUGAAUACUUACAUACACUCCAACAGAGAGGGAAGUGGCUAAACCCUCCACAAUCAAUCUCUGAAGGUGAUCUUGUUUUAAUAAAAAACGAAAAUACUUCACCCUUGCACUGGCCCCUGGGUCGUAUUGUUAAGUUAUAUUUAGGCAAGGAUAAUGUGGCCCGAGUAGCCGAUGUACGUACUUCACAAGGAUUGCUAAAAAGAGCAAUAAUUAAAUUGUGUCCAUUACCAAUGCCUGAUUGA
Messenger RNA from Photinus pyralis (common eastern firefly), 924 nucleotides. RefSeq lists its product as uncharacterized. Gene Ontology annotation, biological process: DNA integration. NCBI's taxonomy places the organism in Eukaryota, Metazoa, Arthropoda, Insecta, Coleoptera, Lampyridae. Gene Ontology annotation, molecular function: nucleic acid binding. The record is from RefSeq and is a predicted model, not a curated record. The transcript has a single exon. The coding region runs from base 1 to 924 and encodes 307 amino acids.